AUGUACCUGGAUCCAGACCAAAACAAUUCUGAAAAUCUCUAUAUUGUUUCCUUGAGAAUUAGGUCAGUGCCUGUUGUGGCAGAAGAAGGAGCUGCAGAUGGACAUCCUCGCAGCAGGGAUGGUGACGGUGCCAGAGCACCCCGUCGCAACCCGGAGGACGCCAACAUCAUGUUAGAGAUGCUCUGGGGAGGGCUGGCUGUGGAGGCCGACGGGACGAUGAGGCUGCGGGAUGAAGAGCUGGCCUCCCUGCGCCCCGCGCGCCGCUUCACCCGCGUUUUGGAGGACGAAGUUCCCAAAACAGCGGCGGAGGUCGAGCAGCACCUGAGAUACUAUUCCCUGAGCGACACCCCUCUGCCCCUACCAGAGUUCGAGCGUCUCCUCUUCACCAGCGUUUACUGUGCCCAUCAGGUUCGCUCCAGCCAGGGUCUGGAUAAAAACCUCUGGAUUCAUUUCUUCUCUCAGCUGGUCGAUGAAAUCUUUCGUGAUCUGUGCAAGGGGCUCUGCGCUGCAAACACCACCCUCCUCCUGGCUUCCUGGUCCGGGAAGGAGAAGCCUUCCCAUUUAGCAUCCCUGAAACAUUUCUAUCCUUCUAACCUGGCCAGGACCAAGAGAGACACUUCCUAA
Tauraco erythrolophus (red-crested turaco) is the source of this 624-nucleotide messenger RNA. The record is from RefSeq and is a predicted model, not a curated record. Lineage: Eukaryota; Metazoa; Chordata; Aves; Musophagiformes; Musophagidae.